AAUACUCAACAUUGCAAAGCUACAUUCUCUCAAGCUAAAAAUAAAAUAAAAAACAAAGAGAAAAACAGACUCUUACUCUCCUCUGUUUUUUCUUUCCACCGUAAACUGAAUAUCAGUUUCGCUUUUGCUCUACAAUAUCUUCGUUAGAUCUUCUGAUUCAACUGUUUUUAAAUUCAACGCAGAUGGAUUCGCUUAGUAACCAAAAGGCUAAACCAAAAAAGAUGAAGACUGUUGUGAAGAAGUCGCGGGUUCAAAUACUCUUAGAUCUGUUUUAUCGGGUGAUCGAGAUAACUGUAGUUAUGGUUACAGUAGCAAAGCUCUGCUACCAACUAGUCAUCAUGUUGGAAGACUCUAGUCUCACGCGUUUUCUCAUUAACCGUCACCUUGCUUUCAUCUUGGGGAAUGCGAUAGUCAUCACUAUCAUCGCCAAGUGCGGUCUCUUUGUGAAUCAAGAACCAGAUGCACGGAGAAACAGCAAUGAUUUUUACGACGAGUUUGUUCGUGAGAGCUCACGAAGAGAAGAGAUUCUACAGAAAGAUAUGAUACGCAGAGAAAAACAGAGUGAAACAGAGAGCAAGGCAAAACAGAGCAGCAAAGAUAAGAGACAGAGCAGAGCAAAACAGAGCAUGUUGGAGAACAGGGCAAAACAGAGCAGUGAAGAUAAGAGAGAGAAACCUAAAAAGACUGAGAACAGUGGGAAACAGAGCAGUGGCGAGGAGACGGAGAAGAAGGACAUAACUGUGAAGAGACCCAAACAAAUUGUUUCCCAAAAACAGGAAACCCCAAGGAAGAGUUACGAAAGGAGUCGGUCAGAGAAUCUCGAGGGCUCGAAGAAGAGUUCUUGUGGAAGACUGAUGAGAUCGGAGACGGAGAGACCUGCCGAUGGAUUUGAUUCUGAUGAUGAACUCCGGUACAAGAUCGAGUCUUUUAUUGCGAGACAGAGGAGGAACCAAAAGGAUGAAGAGUUUUGUAUUAUUUAGAUGUAAAGUAGUAAUUAAAAGAAAAGCAAGGGAAAAAAGAAGAAGAAAGACUUUAGUUUAUGCAAUAUCAUUCACAUAUAUAAUCUGUGUGUGUUUGUAAAUAUACGGGUGAAAAAUAUUUCAAAGCCCGAGCAUAAAUUGUUGUUUAGCUUUUAUCUUUCUUUUUUUAAUUUCUCUUUGUAUAAUUUUGUUCCAUCUUAUAAAGUAUGAAAUAUAUUUCUGUAA
Molecule: messenger RNA, 1205 nt
Organism: Eutrema salsugineum
Lineage: Eukaryota; Viridiplantae; Streptophyta; Magnoliopsida; Brassicales; Brassicaceae
Product: nucleolar protein 58
Exons: 1
Coding region: 183-980 (265 amino acids)
Source: RefSeq, a predicted model, not a curated record